This is a messenger RNA of Hippoglossus stenolepis (Pacific halibut), 1796 nucleotides long. RefSeq names its product probable polypeptide N-acetylgalactosaminyltransferase 8. Gene Ontology annotation, cellular component: Golgi apparatus. NCBI's taxonomy places the organism in Eukaryota, Metazoa, Chordata, Actinopteri, Pleuronectiformes, Pleuronectidae. The record is from RefSeq and is a predicted model, not a curated record.
AGAUGAAGGUGCCAGCGGGGCAGAAGGAGGCCGAGGUGAAGAAGGAGAGGAAGGUGGUGAGGAAGCUGUUCCCCAACUCGUACCUGUUCAGUAAGUGGGGACAAGACCUGUCGGAGGAGGAGCAGAGGGAGGCGGAGAUGCUGUACAAGAGGUACGGGUACAACGCCUUCCUCAGUGACCGACUCCCCCUCAACAGAGAGAUCCCUGACACCAGGCCCCACAGAUGUGCUGAGAAGAAGUACCCAGCUGAUCUGCCCACCGUCAGCGUGAUACUGAUCUACCUGGGCCGAAAUCUGUCUAUCAUCAAGACGAUUCGCAGCAUCAUCGACAAGACGCCGGCUCAUCUCCUGAAAGAAAUCAUCCUAGUGGAUGACAGCAGCAGUAACGAGGAUUUAAAGGAGAAACUGGACGACUACGUCACCCUGAUCAACGAGGAGUGUCCAGGCCUGGUGAAGAAGAUCCGGCACUCUGAGCAGCUUGGCCUCACGCAGGCCAGACUGUCGGGGUGGAAAUCCGCCGUGGGGGACGUGGUGGCCAUCUUUGACGCUCACAUCGAAGUCCACGUGGAAUGGGCAGAGCCGUUGUUAGCUCGCAUUAAAGAGGACCGCACUGUCAUCCUCACACCGGUGUUCGACAGAGUCAAUUACGAUGACCUGACGCUGACUCCCUACUUGGCUGCAGCUGACGCCUUCGACUGGGCUCUGUGGUGCAUGUACGAGUCCUUCAGACCAAGUGGUACAAGCUAAGGACGAUUCGCUUUACCUGGCAAGAGUCCGUCCAUCAUGGGGAUUCUUGUAGCUGAUCGCAAGUUCUUCGGCGAGAUUGGGAGCCUUGAUGGCGGAAUGAAAAUAUAUGGCGGUGAAAACGUGGAACUCGGCAUUCGGGUGUGGCUUUGUGGAGGCAGCGUGGAAGUCAUACCUUGCUCUAAGAUCGCCCACAUAGAACGAUCAUCAAAGCCUUACCUCCCGGACCUGAGUGUCACGAUGGCCACAGCACUGAGGGUGGCCGAGGUUUGGAUGGAUGGUCUCAAAUAUAAUGUCAACAUUGCCUGGAACCUUCCUUUAGAGAAUCAUGGGAUAGACAUUGAGGAUGUGUCGGAGGAAGAGGCAGGAAAAGUCUAAUUAUAAUGCAUUCCAGUGGUAUCUGGAAUGGCAAUUUACCUUGCUGGACCCCCUGGUAACCUGCUCGGCUAUGGAGCUCUGAGGAAUGACUUAAAACCAGAGCUGUGUAUAGACCAAGGCCCAGUUCCCGGGAACAUACCAAUUAUUUAUCCAUGUCACUUCUACUCGCCUCAGAACUGUUAUUAUCGCACUGAUGGACAGAUCUACAUCGGCGGAAUCAAAUCUCACAAGUACAACAGCAACCGCUGCCUGGUGGACUCCGGCUCUGGACUCUACCCGGGGCUGUACGAAUGCAAACUGGCCGAGCAGAAGAAGUUCCACAUGCUGUGGGAUUUCAAACAGGAUGAACCGAUCCAGAACAGAGACACGAAGAGAUGUCUGGAAAUCGCGAUGGACGAAAACAACAACUACAAACUGAUUGUUCAGCAGUGCAGUGGUCAGAAGUGGAAAAUUCAGAAUCUCAUCGAGGGCCGACUGCUGGGCCCCAAGAAGACAAUAUGAGAAAUGAGCCAUUAUUGCGCAAGAAAAACAAACCAGAACAACCUGCUUUGCUUUGCAGUGAGUUUCACACUGGACGGUUUGGAUGUAUGUGGUUUCGAGGGCAAAGUCGUGAACUGGGGGUGAUCAGUUUUUAUUAUCAUGCUUUUGACAAUGAAAUCUAUAGAUGAACUGCCA